Trichomycterus rosablanca is the source of this 1164-nucleotide messenger RNA. RefSeq names its product WD repeat domain 73 (gene wdr73). Gene Ontology annotation, biological process: cytoplasmic microtubule organization. The record is from RefSeq and is a predicted model, not a curated record. The coding region runs from base 1 to 1137 and encodes 378 amino acids. Gene Ontology annotation, molecular function: protein binding. Lineage: Eukaryota; Metazoa; Chordata; Actinopteri; Siluriformes; Trichomycteridae. Gene Ontology annotation, cellular component: cytosol; spindle pole. The transcript has 8 exons.
AUGGAUCUAUCGUCUGAUGAAUCAGAAGACUGGUUUAUAGACUCGUUGCACAUGUACAAAGACCUGCAUGUAUUUCAACUGGAGCAUCCAACAAAAGUGAUCGAGUGGACGGAUGAAAAAAGUAUUUGUGUAGCAGGCUACUCUUCUGCAAAAAGUGAAAUUCUUGAGCUGCUUUUGCCUCUUAAGUUAUAUGUAAAAGGGAACCAGGGUUUGUGUCCGGAGCGAGACUUUAAGGUGCUGCAUGGUGGAUUCAGUGACGAGCAGGUCAAGUGUCUGAGACAUGUAGGAAACCGAUGCCUAGUGACCAGUGGGCAGCACAGUUCCAACCUUCAGGUGUGGAACAUUGGAGGUGAUCAGAGCGAUGUUAUAAAGAAGACUGGAGUUAUAAACUGUACCGCCACAUCAGCCACGUGCAGAAAACUGGCUGCCAGAGUGACCGGGGAUGCUUCCGUUCUGCACGGCUCUCUGGUCAGUGAUGUUCAGCAGACUGAGAUCUCCUCGGGAAAAGUGCAGUACGCAGUAGGAACAGACUCGAUGGAUACAGUGAGCGGCCUGCAGUUUGUAAAUGCCAACACGUUUCUUAUUUGUGCGAGUAACGGCACGUUGUACACGGGAGACACAAGAGACCCGACAAUAAAGCAUUACUGUCUGCAAGAGAGCGCUGACGGGUCAGACUGGGUGUUUGGACUGAACACGGACGGCACCUCGUCUGAUCCUGCUUCCUGUUCGGCAGCAAGACUUUCCUCCACUGGACAGGUCAUUGUGUCUGAUCUGAGAAACCCGAGUGCGCCAGUUAAACAGGCUCAGCUUAAUCUGAAUGUUACCGGGAGUGACUUCCUGACCGUGACGUGGGCGCCAGCUCUGGACAGUCAUCUAGCAGUUUCAGGAUUUGACGGACACAUGCGAGUCUUUGACACAGUGAGCUGGACUGCUGACCCGGAGCAGCACCCCGAGCCCACUUUCAUACAUCGUGGUCAUGAGAUGUCACGAGAAGAGAAGAUAAAUGCCGCCACCCCUCUCGUGGUUACUACUCACGUCUGGCACCCACAGAGGCAGAGAACUCUGCUGUCGGCAGCUUCGGAUGGAUCAGUGCACGUGUGGGACUGGGUAGAUAAACAAGACGAGAAUGUAGAAUAAUGAAAAAUAAAAAAACCUUCAUGCCUU